Molecule: messenger RNA, 5957 nt
Organism: Centrocercus urophasianus (Greater sage-grouse)
Lineage: Eukaryota; Metazoa; Chordata; Aves; Galliformes; Phasianidae
Product: peroxisomal succinyl-coenzyme A thioesterase-like
Exons: 3
Coding region: 964-2223 (419 amino acids)
Biological process (GO): fatty acid metabolic process; acyl-CoA metabolic process
Molecular function (GO): fatty acyl-CoA hydrolase activity
Source: RefSeq, a predicted model, not a curated record
UUGGUGCUAAUUCUGACAUCUUUCAAACAGUGUGAUGCAUACGAUCAUCUAGAAGGAUAUGGAAAUGACAGUGGUGGCAGCUGUCCCUGUUAAUCCGUGUUUUCAUUACCUGUUUUGAUUUUGUUUUACUUUCAUAUUUAAAUGUAGUUUCAUUCUCUUACACCCUCGGUGGUUUUAGAGUUCCUUUUGCCAUGCCUGCAGUAAGUCUGGAUAUCACCUGUGGGCUUGUGAUUGGACAUGGUUUAGCAGUUUGUGGGGAGAUGACUGGGAAGUACUUUUAUCACCAGCCUAACACGCAGUCAGUCAAGUUGUGUUAGCCAGGAACUUGUUCCUAUAGCCUUAAUUCUGCUCUGUAUUUCCACUGAACAAGAUGAGUCUUCUCACUACAUGUCUGAGACUUGCAGGGCAGGAAUGCAAGGCUAUUAAAUAGACGGAUAUUGCAAAAAUGUAAUAAUGUUGUUUAGGAUUGGUGGAGGUUGGUAUUUAUCAGCCAGCCAAUCUUCAAAGAUUCAUUAAAAACGUAGGAAAUGUAUUUCACAUGUGUUAGUCAGGAAAAUACAGAUACCCUUUAGAGAAGAUUGACUGCUGUGAAGAAAAAAAUCUACAAAGGCAGCUGGCACAAGACAAUGCGAUUGUCUUUUUUUGCCAUUUGAGAUUCAGAGUUACUAGUUUAAUCUUUAUAUGUCCUGAACUAAAAUGCAUGCCAGGAGGAAGUGACAACUUGUGUCCCUGCAGGUCAGUUUUUACAGGACAUCUGAGACAAUGUGUUUGGAGCCGAGCAUACUCUGAACUGCAUCUCCCAGCAGCCCUUGCUUGCUGACGGGAGGAAGCUGUCGCUCUGCUUCCUUCUGGACUUUGGCAGAGACUUUAAGCCUGGAAAGCCGCAGGCUCCCGGCAUUCGCAUUUCACACAGCCCGAGUCUUACCAAAAGCAGCAGGCUCCUCUCCCCUCCCACGGAGCCCGAUGGCGGUGCAGGUGACCGUUCUGCCUUCUCUCAGGUGUCUGUUCGACGACCCCGUUCAGAUCCGUGUGACGGGACUCGUGCCGCAGCAGAGGGUCACGCUCAGAGCCUGCCUUCUGGAUGAGGGUGGGGAGCUCUUCCAAGCCCACGCUCACUACAGGGCUGAUGGCACUGGGGAGCUUGAUCUGACCCACUGCCCAGCACUGGGGGGCAGCUAUUCUGGAGUGGAGCCCAUGGGAUUGCUGUGGUCUCUGCAGUCCAAAACACCAUAUAAGCGGCUGGCAAAGAGGAACGUCCUGACCCCUUUCUGUGUAGACUUGGAAGUAUAUGAGGGCCAUGGGGACAUGAGCCGGUUGCUGGGAAAAUGCACCCAUGAGCGGUGCUUUUUAGGAGAGGGAGUGAAGAGGAUUUCAGUCAGAGAAGGUCGGCUUAAAGCAACUCUCUUCCUCCCUCCUGGGCCUGGACCAUUCCCUGGUCUUAUUGAUCUGUAUGGAUCUGGAGGAGGACUUGUUGAAUACAGAGCAAGUCUUCUGGCUAGCAGAGGCUUUGUGACUCUAGCUCUGGCUUACAUGGCCUUUGAAGAUCUGCCUGCUAUGCCACAGAUUCUUGAACUGGAUUAUUUUCAGGAGGCUAUAGACUUUUUGCAUAAGCAGCAGCAGGUGAAAGAUGCUGGGAUUGGCGUUUUGGGCUUGUCUAAAGGAGCUGAUCUAGCCCUUUCCAUGGCCACGUUUCUACCUGGCAUCAAGGCAGCUGUCAGCAUAUCUGGAAGUGGCUUAAAUUCUUUCAUUCCCCUAAGGGGAGAUGGCUUCACUAUUCCUGCCCACCCAUAUGACUUGGGGAGAAUGAAGACCAGUGAGGAGUCUGGUCUUGUAGAUUUUUCAGAUAUCCUAGAUGAUCACAGAGACCCAGCGACUUGGGAUAGUCGCAUUCCCGUGGAGAAGUCCUUGGCCAAGUUCCUUUUCCUGUCAGGGCUGGAUGACAAGAACUGGAAAAGUGACCUUUACUGCCGGGAUGCUGUUCAGCGCCUUAAUCAGUGUGGACAGAAGGCGGAGUUUUGCUCCUAUUCUGGAGCAGGGCACCUUUUGGAGCCACCAUAUCUGCCUCUGUGCCAGUCUUCAAUCCACAAAGUGCUUGGGGUGUUUGUGCAGUGGGGAGGGCAGUGGAGGGAGCAUGCCAGAGCACAAGAAGAUGCCUGGCACAGGAUACAGGCCUUUUUCUGGAAACACCUGAUGAAAUCAGACAUUCCUAAGAGCCACCUGUAGUAGAGGUGUUGCUGUCAGCAGUGGCGGCAGGAUUAGUAUUUCAUUUCUUACUGUAUUAUGGCCAAAAUCUUCCUGAAUAAUUUCCCAUUUUUGAGUACUAUCUUGCCCCCAGGUGCAGUGUAGACUGACACCAUCUGAUCUGCCUGUGUGCUGGAGAAGACCCAGCAUGGUGACAUGCAGGUUGCAUUUGUACUGAGCUGGCUUUGCCUUCAGUCUCUGUUCCUCUCCCCUUGCAGCAGAAAAUACUCUCAAAGGAGAGACCUCCAUUGAAUUGUGCUACACCUUUAAUUAACCCAGAUACAAACAGUGGCUUUUUGGAAUAAUGCAUCAGUACAUGCACUUACCUUUCCUCUUGGUAUAUUAUGUGCUCACAUUUUUAUAGGAAAAUGGUGCUACAUUUUGGAUCCCAGCUGAGUGAAGUGCAGAAGUAACAUUUGUUUCUGAUACUUCAAAAACCAGAAGAAAUAAAUCUUAUUGAGGUUACAAUGGUAGUAUCUCCUGCUGAUUCCAGAUAUGCAUGUCAGUAUAGUAUACAUGUCAGACUGAAGUUUGCACUGCUCUACUCAAUAAAUAAAAUGUGUCUGUGUGUACGCACAGUUUACUUGAAAUUACCUGAACGAAGGCUUUGCCUGUCUUAAUGCCUGUAAAUACACAGGCAGUGAUCCCAGUGUAGUCACAAGCUGUCUCUUUGCUUGGCUGAAGAGUUCCUAUGCAGUUCUUAACCUCUUACUACUAGGAGGAGGGGGAAAAUUUGUGGAGUACUUUGCACUCUGCUCAAAAUGGGAGUGAUGUAGGUGUGUUAAGUACCUGCUUUUGAAUGUUGAAGCUCAGUUUAUCCCUGUAAUCCCAUUCUGACCACAGAAGGAAGUAGGAGAUGGGUGUCUGUCUUUGAGGCAGCAAAACCUCACCUUGGAGAGAGCACAAAUUCCUGCUGAGAGGAAUUCCUGCCCCCAAGGAGCCCAGAUCCUGCUGAAGGCAGGAUUGUAGCCUCAGUUUUCUCACCUCAGGGAGCAAUGCUUGGACCUUAAGGGGCUGUGGACUCUAAUGCAAUAUAUCUGAUGCAGAGUGUGCUCCCUCACGUACUUCCAAUUUCUUGCCCCUUCCUCAGGAGGUGGCUGGAUAUUUCUCAGCAGAGAUCUCUCUCCUGGUCACCCAUACAGGUGAUCUAUAAGAAUUUCUGUUAUUACAUCUUCAUUUCAGUUUGUGCUCUGUGCAUCUGCAUUCUGCACAAAUGGUAGCUGGUGAAUGGGUAGGACCUGGCAGAAGAACAACAUGUGGCAACAAGGGAACACAAAUGCAUUUAAGCAGUUCAGAUUGGACAAUUGGACAUUCUUUUCUCCGUUAUUUUUCUGUUUUAUUAAAGUAAAAAAAAAUCUGGGUUAUUCAUCCAGAUUUGUCUCAGGCUCAGCGUGCUGUGUUAUGCGGUUUUCUGGGAGAUGAAUGGUUUUGUUCUUUUGUUUUUACUGAAUACAGUGAGGCUUAUGCAGUACAGUGUGUUCUGUGGUGUAACUCACAUCUGUUUUAAUCCCUUCUGAGAUGAAGACAUACUUUCUCAGUCUUCAGUGGGCAGUUUAUAGAUGUACAUUUUGAAUCACAAUAUUGUGAGCUGCUGAAAAGAUACAUUUCACUAUAGGAAACUACUACUGAAGGAAAAAUACUUUUAAUCAGUACGUGUACAACGUUGUCAGUGGUGCUUUCAUACAGUCUGUUAAGUUGCCACAUUCAGCAGUCACAUUCAAGAAGAACAGUGUUGAAACGAGGUAGGAGAAAGCUGUGACGUGAUUCCAUUGAUGAUGGUAGCACACAGGACCUCUUUGUUUUGUCACUCUGAAAUUAAAGCUUUGCCAGCCAAUUGAAAGCUCUGUAUUUACCACAUGGGUGGUGUCUGGCAAGAAUGACUGAAAAGACUGAUUAAGCAGUAAAAAGACUGAAAAGGGCGAUUUAGCUGAAUCGGUGCCAUGUUCAAACAAGAAAAUAUGUCAGCCGGUUCUGUUGUGCAGGGUGUUCUUUUAAAAUCAGCUGGCCUUUGCAGAAACUCAGGUUUUAAAGUUAUCUUUGGGAAAUAGAAACUGGAAACCAAAGGGAGACUAAUAUCAAGUAAUUGGAAGUGGCUUAUUUUCAAUGAAAUGCUUAUGUUUGUUCUUGAGCAUAUUCUGCAGUGUUUUGCACAAUGGUUUGAAUUCUUAGCAUUUCUUCUGCUGAAGAGGUAGUUUAGACAAGUGGGGCUAAGAUGACAUUUUUCUGAGUUGGAGAUGAAGAUUCUACCAAUGGCAGAAGCUUUGUGCAUCUUCUCCAGGCUUGCAGAGUAUGGGCAAUGUUAUUCAAGGAUGAUGGGAAAGGUAUUUAAUUACAGGUUAUUGAUCUUUACCUGCAAAAGAGAGUCCACGCUAAGCACAACUGAUAAAACCAAUAAAAUGGAGAUCAGAAGAUCAGUAAAAGAGCAGAAAUCUUUUCUUGUAAUUUGCUUGUAACUGAAGAGUGCUUCAGAUGAAAUAGCACAUCAGAAGAUUCACUUGAACAAAAAGAUCUCAGCUUGAUGCUUGCAUCAGUCCUGCUUUUGUUUAGCGCUGUGCACUACGUGUCUAUUAAGAGAAUGAGAAGAGCUUCCUAAGAAACUGAGAAGCAGUCUCACACAUAAACAGCUACAAAUAAGUUUGUUAAAAGGGAAUGAUACAUCUUGCAAUGCUCUUUUUGGGCAAUAUCAUUUCCAUAGCUCAUUUGUAAUUGGGCAACAAUACAGACUGCUGAAUUGUCACUGCAUCUUUCAGGUUUUCCUUCUUUGCUCUGGUUGAACUUGUGGUCUCUCGGCAUGGAAAGGCAACUAACCCAAAGAGAAUGUAAAUGCUGUGAAAAAAAUCCCAUCUGUGAUUUGAAUCUCUUUAUUCUCUACUGUAGCCUUACUGCCCAGCACCUCUGAAUCUGAUGUAAUCUGGGUGAACGUGAUCUGGGCUAUGUGACAUGCAUAUAGCUUAUUAUUUUAAAGUAGCUGUCAGUGAAGCAGGCCACAGGCUGUUGGCACACUGUGAGACCUUUGGAUAUAGCCUUACUUUUUCAUUGUGGGCUUUCUGUGUCACAAUGCAGUUUUUCUUUGCAUAGCUCCAUCUGACUCUUAAUAGCCCUUCAGAAAAAGCUCCAGGGACUUCUGGUCAGGAGCACCAGGUUGAAAUAAUUUGAGCAUGGCAUGAGGCAACGAACCCUGCAUUUUUCAAGGCUCCUUGAAAAAGCUUAUGAGACCGACCUUUCUUUCAUGGGUUCUUUCCCCAUACUUUGCUGGGUAUGUUCUUAGGCUCUGUGUAGUUGACAAAGAAAGAAAACCCUUGAAACUCUUCAGCAGAUACCUAAAAGUACCAGGUACAAUUAUUUGUAUGUAAGCUAAAGCUGAUCCUGAAGCAUUUUUGAUGUAUGUAAGGUAUAACUCAGAGGAAACUUCAGGGUGAAAGGAAUCCCAUUGUCUCUAUUAGAGGAGAGUGAACCACAAUUACAGGAGAGGUAAAACAUCUUUGAGAAAGUACCUGUACAUUGAGGCCUCUGCAAAAGUACUGAACAGUGGAGAUUUUGGUGGAAUUUUACUAGGAGCUGCUCUGAACAAGGAGACUUCUGUGUAAAUGUGCUCCUGUAACCGUAGUAGUUUCUUACCAAGGAGCAUCUCUGCAUGGCUUCUGAAAGCAGGGCUGUUUCUCAGCCAAAGGGUGGAAGGAAUGAAAUGAAAGAUGAGAAUAUGCGUUGUGAGGUGU